Molecule: messenger RNA, 1110 nt
Organism: Candidozyma auris
Lineage: Eukaryota; Fungi; Ascomycota; Pichiomycetes; Serinales; Metschnikowiaceae
Gene: BET4
Product: Rab geranylgeranyltransferase BET4
Exons: 2
Coding region: 1-1110 (369 amino acids)
Biological process (GO): protein geranylgeranylation
Cellular component (GO): cytoplasm; Rab-protein geranylgeranyltransferase complex
Molecular function (GO): Rab geranylgeranyltransferase activity
Source: RefSeq, a predicted model, not a curated record
AUGCAACACGGAAUCAAGCGUGAGAAAUUGUCCGAGAAUGCAAGGAAGACAAAACAAGAGAAAGACAAGCUCAAGAUCAAGCAUUACAGACGGCUCACCGCGAGAUGCCUAGACAACAAGCACAAGAAGAUAUUCACCAAAGAGACAUUGGCUGAAACCGAAACACUUCUAGACCUUAAUCCUGAGUUUAAUGCAAUAUGGAAUUACCGGAGAGAUAUCUUGGUUCACCUAUUUGGUAGUGGCGAGAUCAAGAAGAAGGAUGUGUUGGAGAAAGACCUAAUGAUGGUGAUGCAGAUGCUCAAGCGUUUUCCCAAGUGUUAUUGGAUAUGGAAUCAUAGGUAUUGGUGUCUAGCGCAGCUUCAGAAUGAUAACGAGGCAAACUGGAAGUUUGAGCUAGGCAUUGUGCUGAAGCUACUAGAAUUGGACAGCCGAAACUACCAUGGGUGGCAUUACAGGCGGUAUGUGAUUGAAAACAUGGAGAAUGUAGCUCGGGCACGAGCUGAAGGUGACAAGGGAAAACAGGUGCUUGCCGAGCUACAGAUUGACUUGAUGGAUUUCCAGUACACCACAGAGAAAAUCAACAAGAACCUCUCCAACUUCAGUGCUUGGCACAAUAGAGCUAACCUCAUACCCAAAAUAUUCGAUGAGCUCGCAAAAAUUCACGAUUCAGAGGCAUUGGAACGGUAUUCCGAAAUCCUCAAAAUUUUUGAGUCACCUACAACACUCAUCAAGCACGAUCUUGAUCUACUCAAGACAGGCAUUUAUAUGGACGCGGAAGACAGCUCCAUUUGGAAGUACAUGCACUGGCUCGUAAGCGAGGACCUUUUUGUGAAGGACCUUGAACAAAGAGAAGAGUUCAAGCCAGUCAUUUCUCAACUCUUAAAGGACGUGGAAGAGCUAAAUGCGUUGGAAAAAGAAGAUAGUGCCAACGAUUCUGAUAGUGCGUGGUGCCUUAAAACCAUGGUCAUGUUGAAGGCACUCUUAUUGCGCGGCAACGAAGUUUCAGCGCUUGACGAAGUAAAAGCCCACUUGGAACGGCUAAUCGAACUUGACCCGCUCAGAAAGGGCCACUACAAGGACCAGCUAGCUGGUGAGGCGCCCCUCUUCUAG